Glycine soja is the source of this 1486-nucleotide messenger RNA. Its product is annotated as probable protein phosphatase 2C 34. Gene Ontology annotation, biological process: protein dephosphorylation. Lineage: Eukaryota; Viridiplantae; Streptophyta; Magnoliopsida; Fabales; Fabaceae. The transcript has 6 exons. The record is from RefSeq and is a predicted model, not a curated record. Gene Ontology annotation, molecular function: protein serine/threonine phosphatase activity. The coding region runs from base 191 to 1297 and encodes 368 amino acids.
UACGUUACCAAGUUACAAAUUACAAGAAGUAAGUCACAUCCAUGUAGUUAUAGUGAUUGCGUUUGUGACUUUGUAACUUGGUCUCGUGGUAUGGAGAGGGUAUAGCUUCAAAGGACUCGUCUCUCGGUUCCUCAGGCUCUGAUAGGCUAUAGGAUUUGCUGGCGGUGAUUACAAAUCACAAGCAUUUAUCAUGGUCCUUUUCCCAUCUUUUGUGAAUGGAUUGGUAAGAACUGUGUCAAUCAAGAAAGAGAAGAAUUGUCAAAAGGAGGAUGGAAGAAAAGCUGUGGAAGAAUUGGCAAAGGAAGCAAGGAAGAAUGAAUUGCUAUUGAGUUCAUCUGGAGUUGUGAAGUCAACCAAGGCCAACAAUUUUGUUUCUGUGUUCACUAAUAGGGGCCAGAAAGGAGUCAAUCAGGAUCGUCUUCUUGUUUGGGAGGAAUUUGGUUGCCAACAAGACAUGAUGUUCUGUGGAGUUUUUGAUGGGCAUGGUCCAUGGGGACACUUUGUAGCCAAAAGGGUUAGGAAGUUAGUACCAGCCGUUUUGCUAUGCAAUUGGCAGGAAAAUCUGGCUGCAACAUCACUUGACCUGGAUUUUAAAAUGGAAGCUGACAAAAAUAUCCAUGGAUUGGACAUAUGGAAACAAUCUUACAUAAAGACUUGUGCUGCCGUUGAUCAGGAUCUGAAGCAGCACACUGGGAUUGAUUCCUUCCUAAGUGGCUCUACAGCAUUGACAAUUAUCAAACAGGGUGAAUAUCUUACUAUAGCAAACAUAGGUGAUUGUAGGGCUGUCUUGGCAACUACUUCAGAUGAUGGCAUAUUAACUCCACAUCAGCUUACCACUGACUUCAAGCCAAAUUUACCUCAGGAGGCAGAACGCAUAACACAAUCCAGAGGGAGGGUAUUUUGUAUGGAAGAUGAACCAGGAGUGUACAGGGUCUGGAUGCCAAAUGGUAAAACACCAGGACUAGCAAUAUCUAGAGCUUUUGGAGACCACUGCAUGAAGGACUUUGGACUAAUCUCCGUGCCUGAUGUCACACACAGAAAAAUUACCACCAGGGAUCAAUUUGUCAUCUUGGCAACAGAUGGGGUAUGGGAUGUUAUAUCCAACCAGGAAGCAGUGAAGAUUGUUUCAGCAACGUCACAUAAAGAAAAAGCUGCUCAAAGGCUUGUGAAAUGUGCCAUACAUGAAUGGAAACGGAAAAAAAGUGGCAUUGCGAUGGAUGAUAUGUCAGCUAUUUGCCUCUUCUUUCACUCUUCCCCCUCUCAUCAACUCCCCCCAGCCAUCAAAAUUGUUGAUUAAGAAUGUUGGGUGGUUAAACAGUUCAUUACAGCUUCCUUGUAAGUUGUAACACAGAAAUACAUAUAGACUUGUAUAUAAACUUAUCAAUUAAAAUGACAUUUGUGGUUAAGUGUAUAAGACUGUAAAAUCUAUCUUCGUUACCAUAGAGGCACAAGCAUUUUGUGUGUAUAGAGAACUUUUUUUGACUAA